This is a messenger RNA of Meloidogyne enterolobii, 462 nucleotides long. The record is from the annotation of a GenBank genome assembly. NCBI's taxonomy places the organism in Eukaryota, Metazoa, Nematoda, Chromadorea, Rhabditida, Meloidogynidae.
AUGCGCUAUGAACCCUAUAGAAUGGCCAAAAACGAAGAAUUUUUCGUUGUUGUGUAUCGACGUCUAAUUGCAGCUGUAGAUUGGGUAGAGGCUUUGGCUGAUAGAGUUGGAGGGUUGUCUAUUGAAGAUAGAAUUUCUCUUGUUAAAUCUUGUUUUGGACCUUUAACUUUAUUCAAAUGCUCGGCCCGGACAGCAGUUGUUACUCAAAAUGAGGAUAUGCUUUGCCUUUGCAAUUUUGCUUAUGUCCCUAGAAACAUUAGCAAAGCUUAUAAUGAUGCCUAGUAUGAAUUUUUUAAAUUUAUUAUAGUUAGACCUCGGUAUAAGAUAGGUUAAAAAUAUACACGGUAUAGGAUACGUUUCUUUAAAAUUUGGGUGUGGUCAUUGGGUGGAGGACCUGGCAAGGAGAUGCCCCUCUAACAUAAAUCUCAUUAUAGGCAACCUUCUAUUUAAUAUACACCUCAU